Molecule: messenger RNA, 436 nt
Organism: Ilex paraguariensis (yerba mate)
Lineage: Eukaryota; Viridiplantae; Streptophyta; Magnoliopsida; Aquifoliales; Aquifoliaceae
Source: the annotation of a GenBank genome assembly
AUCAUUUCCCCGAAAAAUAAAUUGCAGAGAAAGCGAAUUCUAAAAUCAAAAUCAGAAAUCUUAAGCUACACAAAAAAAGGGAAUGCUGUGCACUCUAAUGGUGUUCUUGGAGUUCAAAAGCUCAUAAAACCAGUAAAGUGGAUUAGGCAGCCAUUUUUCGUAUCAAGCAAACAAAGAGGAAGCCCAGGUGGUUCGUCACUGAAGAACUAGUAUAGAAAUGGCGACGGUGCAGGCGGUUCUAGGGAAUUUGACGGCCGCCGAUCGCCGGAUUCUGACAGCGGUUAAUGCCUCGGCAUCGAGUCUUUCGUUCUUGGGCUCGGGAUUUAUAGUGAUGUGCUACCUACUGUUUAAGGAACUCCGCAAGUUCUCCUUCAAACUCGUCUUCUUCCUCGCCCUCUCCCUGCAGGAGAGCACUUUAAUUGCUUUCACCCCAUAG